AUGGAUUAUAAGGAUGUAGAUUUGGUUCUUGGAGGGACCUCUCGAGAGACUAUUGCAAGCAGAAAGUUGUUUGUUGGAGGGGUUUCCCAGGAGACAACUGGAGAAACCUUAAAAGAAUACUUCAGUAAGUAUGGACAAGUGAGAGAGUAUGAGAUUAUCAAAGACAGAAACACAGGUAGUGGAAGAGGGUUUGGUUUUAUCAGCUUCACAGAUCCAUUUGUUGUUGAUGGAGUUCUUCAGGAUGAGCACAUCAUUCUGGGAAAAAUGGAUUUAUGGGUGGAGGUAAAAAUGGCAAAGCCCAAAAUUGAUAGGCUUAAAGAACCCGAUUAUCUUCAACAGCAGCAAAGUAAUAGGUUGAGCAAAACAAAUUGUACUAAGAUUUUUGUGGGGGGUUUGCCUCCAACAUUAACGAAAGAGGAUCUCAGAAGGUUUUUCCAGCGUUUUGGUACGAUCAUCGAUGUGGUUGUGAUACAUAACAAAGAAACAAAUAAACCUAGAGGCUUCGGGUUUAUUGUUUUUGAUUCGGAGGAAGCAGUGAACAAUGUUCUGAAAAAGAGCUUUUAUAAAUUGAAAAACAAGGAAGUGGAGGUCAAGAGGGCUAAGCCUAAGGACAUGAUUGGUUGGCCUAUAUCCAUUUAUGAUUGUAAUAAUACAGGUUUGGGUUUCGGAAAUGGAUCUUUCGGGUUUUAUUCUCCUUCUGCUCCUUCUGGCGGUGUUAAUUUAGGGUAUUCUUAUGGAUUAAACUCUUACAAUGGAUUAGAGGCUCCUUUCAUGGCCGGAGCUCCUUUUAUGGGGUACAAUGGAGUUGGCUAUGAGACCUCAUUUGCUAGUACAAGUUAUAAUCAGAGCCCAAUUGGUUAUGGAAGUACAGUCUCUUAUCCCGCACAAACCAACAGUGAGGCGUAUGGUUAUGGUUAUGGUUAUGGUUGGUCUAGCGGGUUCAUGGAUAUGAACAAUGGGGCAUAUAGGUCUAGGGGAGUCAUGGACAUGAAUGCUUCAACAUCGGUCGUGAAUACUAACUCAAGUGACAAUGACAAUGAUGAUGGUAAUGAGGUUGAGGUUCUGGCUAGUACAAGGUUGUUGCAGAUUGGUGAUGGAUCGAAUUCGGAAGACAAUGGUGCAGAACAUCAGAACAAAGGGCGUUCUUGUGAUUCUAGUUGA
Molecule: messenger RNA, 1161 nt
Organism: Cornus florida
Lineage: Eukaryota; Viridiplantae; Streptophyta; Magnoliopsida; Cornales; Cornaceae
Product: heterogeneous nuclear ribonucleoprotein 1-like
Exons: 3
Coding region: 1-1161 (386 amino acids)
Molecular function (GO): RNA binding
Source: RefSeq, a predicted model, not a curated record